Messenger RNA from Penicillium taxi, 843 nucleotides. RefSeq names its product class I SAM-dependent methyltransferase. The transcript has 3 exons. NCBI's taxonomy places the organism in Eukaryota, Fungi, Ascomycota, Eurotiomycetes, Eurotiales, Aspergillaceae. The coding region runs from base 1 to 843 and encodes 280 amino acids. The record is from RefSeq and is a predicted model, not a curated record.
AUGACGUGCGAGGACUGGGACUCUCUGUUCAAGAGCGACUCCUUUACUACACAGUACAAAGGCGACAAAGUAACUGGCCAGUUUGCAUUAUCAUUGAUAGAUCAGAGCAAUAUUAUUGCCGAUUCUAGGUUGAAUUCAAACCAGCCUCUCGUGGUACUUGAUAACACCUGCGGUACUGGAGAUGUUUCUCAUAUCAUCUACCAUGAACUGGAUGACACAGCCAAGGGAGCUUGGAGCCUAACAUGUGGAGAUAUUUCUCUAGGCUUGAUAGAGAACACUCGGCGCAGGGCAGAGGAAGAACAGUGGUCUAAUGUAGCGUUCGAAGUAGUAGAUUCACAACAGAUGAGCUUACCGACUGCUCAUUUUACUCAUGUUUUCACUUCAUUCGAAGCCUGCCAAGUUCUGCAACCAGGAGGUAUCCUCGCAUUCUCUACUUGGAUCGGGCCUGGUUGGGUCAAUAUCGUCGGAAAUGCAGCCAAAACGAUGUGUGGUGAUUGGCCAUGGCCAACACCUAAGGCGUUCUUGGAAAUGACACAGAAGGGCGAAUGGAAUUCUGUGGCCUGGAUCGAGUCGCAGCUCUAUCAGCGGAACCUCUUAAACAUCAAAGUCAGGGCUGUUCAAAAGAGUAUCUCGUCGAAGGUGCCCGACUUUCUUGCAGUGACAGCGCUUAUUCUUCCUAUGGUAUCUCAACAUUUCUGGUCAGAGAAGCAACGAGAAAAGACCGGAGAGUUUCGGCGAGCAUUAGAAACUUAUAUAACGGAUACUUAUGGAAGGGAAGGGGACAUUCCCAUGAACUGGGUGGCUAUUCUCUCUACCGCAUGCAAGCCAAACCUGACUAGUUAG